Messenger RNA from Musa acuminata AAA Group (dessert banana), 2537 nucleotides. Its product is annotated as exocyst complex component EXO70C1-like. Gene Ontology annotation, cellular component: exocyst. Gene Ontology annotation, biological process: exocytosis. The transcript has 2 exons. The coding region runs from base 103 to 2241 and encodes 712 amino acids. NCBI's taxonomy places the organism in Eukaryota, Viridiplantae, Streptophyta, Magnoliopsida, Zingiberales, Musaceae. The record is from RefSeq and is a predicted model, not a curated record. Gene Ontology annotation, molecular function: phosphatidylinositol-4,5-bisphosphate binding.
CCUUUGCCUCGCGCUCCUCUCCUUGGUUUCAUCUCUUUGCCACCCUUGGUUGGCUUCUUUUGCUGAACGCAAGAACACGUCAGAGAAGGGAGAAGGACGUCGAUGGAGUGUAAUCAACCACUUGCUCCUAGGAAAUCCAGCAGCUUCUCCUCCGGCCGCGACGAGAAGCGCCGGGAGAUCGACCGCAACUUCUCCUUGGGCACCGUCAAGUUGGAACAAGGCCACGAGAGGAAGGAGAGACGCAACAAAGAGACCAUUCAGGAAGAGGAGGAGGAGGAGGAGGAGGAGGCCGAGGAGAGGGCCGGGAAGAUGGGGGAGGGUGCAAGCAAUGGUGAGGAGCCGGAAGCCAAUUUGAUUACCGUCUCCGGAGACAUCGAUAACUUCCUCGCCGUCCUUCUCGCCGUCGGAGAUGGUCGAGAUGGGAGGCACGAGCCGCCGGAGAUCCCUGAAUCUACCAUCGAGAAGUUUGUGGCUUUGGUGGAGGAGGAGAUGGCCACGUACGAAACAGGCGACGAGAAGUGGCCCUCCGGUGGUGCCGAGUCGUCGCUUCUCGAUGCGAUCGACAGGGUCUCGAAGCUGACGACGGGGUUGAGGAAGUUCUCGUCGGAGCCCAAGUACCAGCAGGCGAUGAACCGAUCCGGCACCGUCCUCCACCAGGCCAUGUGCUUCCUCGAAGAUGAGUUCCACUCGUUGCUUCAGGACGCCAGAACAAAGCAGGAGGCCGUCAGCAGCAGCUCCAAGACCAAGCCGCAGCCCUCGUUCAGCCGCCUCUACGAGUUCGAUCGCCACGUGCCACCCUCGUCGGAACCAAGUUCCUGCGUGCCUUCCCCCGCGUAUCCACCGGAGGCCGUCGAGAGGCUGCACAAGAUCGCCGACGCCAUGAUCUCCGCCGGGUAUGAUGCCGAGUGCUGCCAGGUGUUCGCCGUCGCCCGGCGCAAUGCCUUCGAGGCAGGACUGCCGAGCCUCGGUUUCGAGAAGGUCAGCAUCGAGGACGUGCUGAAGAUGGCAUGGGAGUCACUGGAGUCCGAGAUCGCGACGUGGAUCAAGGCCUUUCGGCACACCAUCACGGCCUCCAUCUCCGCCGAGCGCGAGCUCUGCGAGGCUGUUUUCGCCAGCCACCGCGCCAUCUCCGACCGCCUCUUUCGCAGCUUCGCCCACUGCGCCAUCAUCCAGCUCCUCACCUUCGCGGAGGCCGUCACGAUGACCAAACGCUCCGCCGAGAAGCUGUUCAAGGUGCUCGACAUCUACGAGGCCAUGCGCGACGUGAUGCCGACUGUCGACGCCCUGCUCCCGGACGAAGCCGACCAGGAAGAAUCCUCCAUCCUUGUGGAUCCCAAGACGGAGAUAUCCUCGGUACGGUUUCGUCUCGGAGAGGCAGCCGUCGCAAUCUUCUGCGAACUAGAGAGCUCCAUCAAAGCCGACAGCAGUAAGACCCCUGUGCCCGGCGGCGCAGUCCACCCGCUCACCCGCUACGUGACGAACUACCUCAAGUACGCCUGCGAGUACAAGAACACGCUGGAGCAGGUCUUCAAGGAGCACAGACAUUCCGAGAAGCCAUCGUCCACCGACGGGGACGGCGACAAUUCACGGGGAAGCGGCGGGGGCGGCAGGGGCGACAACCGCGGCAACAAUGGCGGCAACGGAAAUUACAAUCCGUUCGCAGCUCAACUAGUGGGGGCGAUGGACUUGCUGCACUCCAAUCUGGAGUCGAAAUCGAAGCUGUACAAGGACCUCGCCUUGAGCAACAUCUUCUUGAUGAACAACGGGCGGUACGUCGCGAAGAAGGUGAAGGGGUCGCCGGAGAUCCAUCAGCUAGUGGGGGAGACGUGGUACCGGAAGCGGUCGUCGGACCUGAGGCAGUACCACAAGAACUACCAGCGGGAGACGUGGUCCAAGUUGCUGGCCUGCCUGCGGGACGACGGGCUCCAGGUGAAGGGGAGCGUGUACAAGCCGUUGCUCAAGGAGCGGUUCAAGAGCUUCAACGCCAUGUUCGAAGACAUCCACAAGGCGCAGAGCUCGUGGGUGGUGAGCGACGAGCAACUGCAGUCGGAGCUGAGGGUGUCGGUGUCGGCGGUGGUGGUGCCGGCCUACCGGUCCUUCCUGGGGAGGUUCUCGCAGUACCUCGACCCGGGGAGGCAGACGGAGAAGUACAUCAAGUUCGGGGCGGAGGAUCUGGAGAAUCUGAUCGACGAGCUGUUCGACGGCAACCCUUCUUCCAUGGCGAGCAAGAGGAGGACGUGAGGGGGGGCUGGUGGUGGUGGUGGUGGUGGAGGCGACGACGAAGCAACUGCUGCGCUCCACGAUCUGGAUUCCGGGCCUCGUUCAUGCUGGGCUCGAGGAAGGCAGAGCAUUCUCGCGGGGAGCCGAGCUUUCUGCGGCUCAACACAGAGCGACCGUAUUCUGCCCUUUCCGUUGCUUGUGUGGGUGUUGUGUCUUGAACUCGUUAAGCUUCCUAGUCAUCACGACGAGUCUUGUUGGACUCUGGAAAGAUCAUGAUCACCAUCACACAAAAAAUAAAGCAAAUCUCAAUUAUCUGA